Molecule: messenger RNA, 4082 nt
Organism: Anopheles maculipalpis
Lineage: Eukaryota; Metazoa; Arthropoda; Insecta; Diptera; Culicidae
Gene: l(3)76BDm
Product: trafficking protein particle complex subunit 8
Exons: 9
Coding region: 35-4069 (1344 amino acids)
Biological process (GO): endoplasmic reticulum to Golgi vesicle-mediated transport; protein localization to phagophore assembly site
Cellular component (GO): TRAPPIII protein complex; cytoplasmic vesicle; phagophore assembly site
Source: RefSeq, a predicted model, not a curated record
UAAUUCUGUGCAAUUUGUGACAAAAUCAGCGAAAAUGAUUCAUCUUACCGGACAAAAUUAUUCCUCCAAGGAGAUCAUACAGAACAUAUUUUCCCCCUUGGUGGGUGCCAUCGUAUCGCAACAGGCGGAAGAGCUGUGCCAAAAGAACAAUCUGUCGUUCGUAGAAAUGCUGCAACCAUUUCUAAAGCUUUCAUCCGAUGCCCACUUUCGCGACAUUGCCGGAACGAGCGUUUCGAUCAAGGGACUGCGGAUCAAUGUGGUGGACGUCAAUUGGCGCCCGCCGCAAACGAUACUGGCAAAGAAAAUGCUUAACGAAGCAGUCACUACGGCCGCCGGGUGUGAGAAGAUGCAAGCGAUCCGGCUGGAUGAUGGUAGCUUCGUUGACAUUCCUGCGUCCGAGCCGUGGUUCGAGCAGUGGCGGGAAACGUUUUUGACCGUCCAGUUUCCGGCGGAUCAUGAAUUUACGCGCCACUUGCUGUGUUCGCUGAUCGUGGUGUCCAGCAUCGACCAGAAUCCAAUUGAAACAGCCAGUCAGCUGACGAAGAAGAUUCAAAAGAUGCAAAACGUUACGAUGCCCCAGCUGCCCAAAUGGUUCGCUAACGAUGCGCUCAACUGUUACGUUAUGCUGCACGAUGGGUGUUCUGGUGAUAUUGGAAAGUCGCAACAAGCCUUCGAAGGUUUGAAAUCGACUUAUGGAGAGCACAAGUGUUUCUUGCUACAAAUUAACUCCCACGGCGGUCCACCGGCCGACUGUCCCGAUCCUUGGUUGCGCUAUUUGAAGAAACAUCAACGAUCCGAACCGGCCACGGCGAGUGAUAUCGACAGCGCACCUAAAACUCCUCAGGAUAUGGGUUCGAUUACGGGAAUGCCCACAACGGUGGUUCAAUCGUCCAAUUUGCUAGUGCACGGCGGUGGUAUCGGUAGCAGUGGAAGUAGCGCUUCCUCCGAAACACCACCAUCCGGGAUCAUGGUAGGGGAAGUGAUAGCGCAUCCGCUCAGCCCGGUACAGGAAACGGGUAUCGAGAUACAGGAAACGUCGAGCCUUACAUCGAGCAUCGAUAGCUUAUCGUUGCAGACGAUAAACCCUAACGUAUGGCCAAUCGAGAGUGAUAUUGAGGUUGCUCACGGUUCGUUCCUGACGGCGAGUGAUUUGGACAAUUUGAAACAUUUCGUGCAGGAUUUUACCGUGCGUGCGUUAAUUCCGUACGUUGAACGGUUGGUGGGCGUGCUGAAUGAUUCCAUAUCGAACAAAAAGGGCGUAAGCCGAUCGCUGCUAAGCGCCACCAAACGGUGGUUCGUUACGAACAAACCGGGCGUAAACACAAACCAAAAUGCCGUCGUCUACACGAACGAAUCGGCCGAACUGCAGACGCGCAAGCUGGGCGAUCUGUACUUUAUGUUUAGUCAUUAUUCGCUCGCAUUCCAGGCGUACCAUCAGGCCAAACGAGACUUUAACGCGGACUCGGCGUGGCAGUAUUAUGCGGGAGCACUCGAGAUGGCAGCACUGGCCGCCCACAUGCAGGGCACGGCUAGCCGUAAAACGUACGACUACAUGGAGGAAGCGAUACUGACGUACCUUAACAGCUGCAAGUUGCCACAGUUCGCUACCCGCGCUACCCUUCUGUCGAUGGAGUGUUUGCGAGCGGCCAAACAGUAUAACGAAGCAGCGAAACAGCUGAUACGAAUGACGAGCGAAGAUUCAGACCUUCGAUCGGCCCUGUUGCUGGAGCAAGCGUCGUAUUGUUUUCUACUGGCCAAUCCUCCUCAGUACCGAAAGUACGCACUGCACUGCGUACUGGCAGGACAUCGGUUUUCGAAGGUCGGCCAGCGUAAACAUUCAUUCCGUACGUACAAACAAGCGUACCAAGUGUUUGAGAACCGGGGCUGGAGUUUGGCCGAAGAUCACAUACAGUUCACGAUCGGGCGGCAAGCGUCCAACUUGAAAAAGUUGGAGGAAGCGAGUAACUGUCUGGCCCACCUGUUGCGCCCUUCCAGCAUGCAAACGGCGACCCAGCAAACGUUGUUUCUGCGCGAGUACCUCAGCACAAAGAAGGCACUCCAGUCGAAGGGAAGUGGCGAAGGGGCAAAUGACAUUCCCUCGAUUGCGCUGCCAAAAAUUGUGCAGAGCAUGACGAAGGUGCUGGUAACGUCGCCACCACCGGUUUCGAAUCCGUUGCAUAUCGCGGCCACCAAUAUUAAUAUUACGUCUACUCCGACGGAUGAACACGUGUGGAACAAAAUGGAGGAAAUGCUAGUGCAGAGCGCUGCCGAGCGUCCGGUGAUGAUUUUCCGCCCAUCCAAGUCACUCUUUUCUUCCGAAUCGCCCGCCACGGAAAAUCCCCGUUCCGUGCACGGUGAACCGAUUGAGGUGGCGUUUAACCUGGAAAACACCAUUAAACCGGCCGUUCUGUUCGAAAACAUAAAUCUUUUGUGGGAAUUCCGCAAAGAGUCGGGUGAAAUCUUCUCUAACCGGUCGCUCUUUCUUGGGGAUGUCAGUUUGGAGGAACGGUCCGAGAUUGAAAAUGUGGUCGCCUCGAGCUUUGUGGCGGUGGUCACGUUCGCCGAGCACGAAACAAAAACGCUUGUACUGAAGCUAACGCCACGCAGCACCGGGCAACUGCGGAUAUUGGGGAUUGUUGGAAAAAUAUCUGCCGCACAACCGGCCGGGCCGGGUGAAGCUCCAUCGCUAUGGGGUAAGCAACUGUUUGAAGCGCAAUCGAUCCGGAUUGGUAGUGCCGGUGGUAAGGAUGGAGGUAAAGUGACCGGACCGACGGCUGCAGCAUCCUCUGUGCCAUCGUUUGAUCGGAAGCUUGAACUUGAAAUACUACCACCAGCACCAGCACUGCACGUAAGCUUCAGCCGCGCACCGACGGAAGUGUUGGCGGGUGAGGUGAUUCCUAUCAAAAUGAACAUAACCAAUGCGGGUGUUAGUAUGGUGAAUGAUAUCUACGUUUGUAUCGAUAAUCCGCGGUACGUGCUGCUCAAUCCGAAUGAAGCCGAUAUACCGCUCUCGAUACGGCGUGACUUACAGAACUUGGCCAAUGAAAAUGUUGGCCGUGACAGGGAAGCUCGCAAGCAGUACGUUUGCCGAGUGUUUCGGGAAUCGGAUGGAAAUUAUAUUGCACCGAACGAGACGAAAACGGCCACGCUGUGGCUGCAGGCGCCAUAUUCCAAGGGCCAAAAAGACAUCAAACUGAUGAUAUACUACGCAAUGCCGCAGGACUAUCCGAAGAUGAAGCAUCGUCUUGUACGGCACACGUGGAAUUUUAACGUAAACGAUUCGUUGCUGGUGGAUGCGAAUUGUAACAUGAGCAAUCCAACCAAGCGCGAGCUGGGCAUCGAUGUGAACGUGAAAAAUCUCAACCAAGUGCAUCAUCCGCUGAUGACGGAAAUCGUGAUGAACGAGCUGUUUCUUUACUGUUCUGCGUACGAGCUGCAACAGAACAGGGUCGUUUAUAUUAAAACACCUGGUUACACCAAACUGCAGGCUGGUGCGGGCCUAAAAACAAACGAAACCCUUAGUCUACGCUGUAAUCUGCUACGUCGCCCAUCGGAGGUGGCAUACGACGGAAGCUUCCAGCGCUACGUAUCGCAAAAGCUAUCCACCAUAUGUGUGCGGGAACCGGAACCAGCAGCGAAAGCUACCCUGCCAGCACUCGAUGCUGUCGGUAGCUUUCUGCUGAAGAACGAAACCAAAUACAUACGGGUGUAUGAGCCGGGCAGUAACGAAGAAUUUAAUCAGAUCGUUAAUCAACGGGACAGUCACAUGGCGCUGUGCGUUAAUUGGUCCGCAACGAUCAACGACAAUGGUGCAUCGCGUAAGGCGUACGGGCAACAUUUUGUGCAGUUGAGAAAUCUUUACGAUUCUGUGUACUGUCCACCAUCGGAACGAUUGCAGCAAAUCACGUUCACCGGACAGUCGGAUGUGUAUCAUAUAUUUGAUGAUUUGGAAAAGGUGAUGCCGGUCGACAAUGAUGAUGUUGAUAGCGGUUGGGGUGUUAAUCAAAGCUUCGUGGCUCAGAGAUGCUUCCUCGAGGAAAACUUCCACUCAGUUGAACUGAAAGCCUAGACAUUGCAAUGUU